Messenger RNA from Pelagomonas calceolata, 964 nucleotides. NCBI's taxonomy places the organism in Eukaryota, Pelagophyceae, Pelagomonadales, Pelagomonadaceae. The record is from the annotation of a GenBank genome assembly.
GCAUGCCAGUAAAGCUAAAUCACUUGCGAUUGAGCCCCCUUACUCCAGAGCUCGCGGGUUUCUACGUCGACAGCGUUUGCAUGCCAGCCGUACGAAUUGUCCUCUCCGGCUAAACAGCUUUUAUCUACACAGCCGCGACUUCUCCUGUGGCUCAGCCUCGUAAUUGCAUCCCUUAUCAGCGCCCCAGCGCAAGAGGGCUGCUGGGUGACACUCACUAUGCAUCAGCAGGAGCCUGCGUGACCGGGAUACCUAACAUAAAAAAAUGACCGCCCACGAGGAGGCGCGCGCGACCACGUCGCUCGUCGUCUACGAGCCACCGGCGGUGCUGAACGUCCAGCAAGCCGAGCGGCGCUACGAGCUACCACGGACCGGUGCCGUCUUCGUGCGCCAGGCGUGGGGCAGCGGCGACACCGGGGCGGCGCAGUGGCCGGCGGGUGUGGAACUGGCCAAGCUGAUCGAUUCCGAGGGCCCGGAACGCUGGCGCGGCAAGCGCGUGCUCGAGAUCUCGGCCGGCGGCGGCGCGGUCGUUGCCAUUGCUCUUAUGCGCGCGGGCGCCACCGUUGUUGCCACGGACGCCGACGCCGAGGCUUUGAAGCUACACGAGGAGAAUGCGCGGGCAAAUAUCGAGCCCGACGUCUUCGCGUCGCGCUACCGCGGAGCUCUCGUGCUGCGCUGGGGCGACGAUCCGGCGGCGGCCAUCUCGGCCCUGGGUGGUUCCCCCGACGUCGUCGUCGCCUCGGACGUCGCCUACCCAGGCACGCGCGACGCGUGGCCCGCCUUCGCGCGGACCCUCGUCGCCGUCGGCGCUGGCGCGCGUAUGCUGUACGGCCACGCGAGCCGCUACGAGGCCGUCGACCGGCGGUUCUUUCGCGUGCUGCGCGAGGGUGGCGUGCGAGCGGAGCGCGUCGUCGACAAGGGUUCGGUGGCGGGCGUGGGGCUGUUCGAGCUUGUUGUUGGUUCUUAA